Molecule: messenger RNA, 621 nt
Organism: Tetrahymena thermophila SB210
Lineage: Eukaryota; Ciliophora; Oligohymenophorea; Hymenostomatida; Tetrahymenidae
Exons: 3
Source: RefSeq, a predicted model, not a curated record
AUGAUGUAAGGAAAAUAUGAAGAUGCCUUAAAGUAUAUGCAAAAAGCAAAUUUAUUAAGUGAAAAGAAAAUUACUGAAUUGCAUGUAUAGUUUUCUGGUAUUCAAUUUUAUGAAUUUUUGAAUCAUAUAGUUUAAAUAAAAUAAAGUAAAUAAUUCAUGAAUAUCUAUGCUGGUAGGAAAUAUUAAUUAGCUAACAUAAUCUAUAAAUAUUGCUAAAAGUAGCAAUUGGAGUAAUCAAUUAAAUUUUAUGAGGUAAGCUUUCUCAAUAAUACUGAUCAUAAUGGAUUUAUAAAAAACUAUUAAUAAUAAAAUAAUCAAGAAACCCAAUUUUCAAAUUAUCUUUCUAGUGAACAUAAUGAGGAAAAUAAUAAUAAUUCAUUAAACUUACACACUAGCUCAGCAAUCCUAAAAAGAUCCUAUUUUUAUUCAAACAAAUUUUAUUUAAAAUAAAAACAUGGGCACAAUUAUAAUAAAUUUAAUAAUUAAACUAUAAUUCAAACUUGUCAAUUUUAAGAAAAUAAAGCUCUUUUAACCUAAGCAAUUGAUUUAUUGCAAGAAGCUUCUUUUGUUUAUUAAGAAUUUUAUCUUAGAACAGAAUCUAACCUAUAAAAAGUUUAUUGA